AUGAAUGCACAUCGAGGUUCAUACGACCCAAAUAAUCCAGUUACGUCACACACUGCGAUACGUCCGGUAUCCAUAAAAAAUAUGGAUGGCAAAUCUCCACGGUAUAAUCAGCGUCCGGACAGUGUUGGUGGAUCCCUUGGAAUUGACAGGGAGAACAAAGAUCAGGAGUGCUGCUUUGCUUUCGUUUUGAAGAUCGAAAAUUUCAAGGAUUACUUAUCUGAAAUUAGUUGUUGUACGUGGCUGAAUAAUAUACCACUAGUUGCCUUUCUAGUCGGUAUUUUGAUCCUUCUGGCUAUUUUAAUCAUUUUGCCGUUCCUGAUUGCAUCGUUCAUCAUACGUGGUUAUUCGUCGACAUCCUUGAAUGACAGUCAGACGGUGGAGAUCAUUAGAGCACAGUCGAACUGGCCCAGUGCUGACCUGUCGCUACACCUUAGGUCCUUUAAGUCGAUGAUUCCUCCGAAUAUUACGCUGUGCAGGGGAUAUGGGUUUUCAUGCACAAAUUUACCGAGUCUUGUCAUUGGAACAUUGCAACGUUGCGAUGGUGUCGAAGAUUGUCCAGAUGGAAGCGACGAAACUGGAUGCAAAUUGUGUCACACGUCGAUCAACUGUUCCAGUACAACACAUGGAGUCAUUUCAUCGAGAUAUUCGUUGUGUCUACGGGGUUACCGUUUAUGUGAUGGAAAUAUUGACUGUCCAGAUGGUUCUGACGAGGAGCGUUAUUGCAAAAAAGAAUGCUCAAGACACGAAGUACGAUGUGGUAAGACAGGUAUAUGCUUGGCCCACGAGCAGAUAUGCGAUGGUGAUGUGCAGUGUAAGUACGGAGAAGAUGAGAAGAACUGUGAUGGUAAAUGUAGCGGAGGCGCAUUAUGGUGUGAGGAGAAGAAAAAGUGCAUACCCAAGUGGCAAAUUUGUGAUGGCGUUCAAAAUUGCCCGGAUGGCAAGGAUGAAAUGGAUUGCACAUGCAGAGAAUGCUCAGGUAUCGGAAAGGCAUUGUGUAAUAACAGCAAUGUUUGCAUCGAACGUUCGCAGGUUUGUGACGGUAAUGAGGAUUGUCCUGGUGGAGACGAUGAAGUUAACUGUCCCGGAAGUUGCGCACAUAGCUCAAAAGAGGAUUUUAUCCGAUGCCGAGGUGGUAUUCUGUAUCAUAGAAAGUAUGCUUGCAGUGGAAUAUUGAAUGAGUGCGAAGGGAAGUGUAAUGAGUGUUUCAAAGAGAUGGCAUUUACUUGCAGCAAUCAUAAAUGCAUCGAAAAGAAUUUGGUAUGUGAUGGCCUGGACGACUGUGGCGACAAUUCCGACGAGACGAACUGUGACUGCGCUGCUCUGAAGCAUUUAGGAGACACAAUGCAAUGCAAGGUGUAUACUCGUGGCGGGACGACUAAGUGCAUUUUAUUGUCGCAACGUUGUGAUGGUUACGAGGAUUGUCCGGAUGGUGAGGAUGAGAGAAACUGUGAGAAAUGCGUAAAUCCAGAUGCUGUUUACUGUGCGCCAACGAAAACUUGCAUGGUGAGCACGAAGCGUUGUGAUGGUGUUACUGACUGUCCCGACAGUAACGAUGAACAAAGAUGUAGUUGUGCAGAAUGCAGAAUACACGGAUUCCCAAUAUAUAUGUGUGCAAAUGUGGCCAGAUGCUUCAGGCGACACGAAGUGUGCAGUCCCUAUACGCAGUGUCCUAAUCCUUCGAAAGUGGACAAGCUGUUUUGUGCCAGCCAAGCUCGACAAAGCGCUUUCCUUGCUGCAAAAAAGAAGGAGUGA
Messenger RNA from Loa loa (African eye worm), 1752 nucleotides. Its product is annotated as low-density lipoprotein receptor domain class A containing protein. Bases 1 to 1752 code for a protein of 583 amino acids. The record is from RefSeq and is a predicted model, not a curated record. Gene Ontology annotation, cellular component: plasma membrane. Gene Ontology annotation, molecular function: protein binding. Lineage: Eukaryota; Metazoa; Nematoda; Chromadorea; Rhabditida; Onchocercidae. The transcript has 12 exons.